AUGGGCGACAAGGUGGACGUGGAAAUCUCUUCCACUCCAACAACCACAACCUCGCCAUCAAAACGUGUCGCAGAGGAACACUCAGCAGCGGCAGUCGUGGAUGAAGAAGAAAAUAUUACUGUUCGCGGCAGAGUUCUCGUGACGAUUCUUUCGAGCAUACUUCUCCUUGAUCUUCACCUUGAAGCACUGCUCAUUGGUAUGAGCAGGUUUCUUGCAAUUGCGACAUCUCUUACGAGCCAACGAAGAAAAAGAGAAGUGGCAGUUUCUAGUACUUCCGGAGUUAAUUUCCAUUGGCUCGGGUUUGUUCUUCUGAACACCUGA
This is a messenger RNA of Phytophthora nicotianae INRA-310, 321 nucleotides long. RefSeq lists its product as hypothetical. The transcript has a single exon. The coding region runs from base 1 to 321 and encodes 106 amino acids. Lineage: Eukaryota; Oomycota; Peronosporomycetes; Peronosporales; Peronosporaceae. The record is from RefSeq and is a predicted model, not a curated record.